AUGAAUGGAAAAAUAAAAAUAAAAAAAUAGAAAGUGAAAAAAUUCAUUACAAAAUCAAUGUUAAACAAAGUAAAAGCAAUCUGAAACGUAGAAAUUCGAUUCAAAUAAUCAAAAGUUCAGUGUUCUGUCGAUCAAAAUAUUUUAAGUGUUUAAUUUUAAAUAUGUUGUAGAAAUAUCUAUAGACAUCUGUACAUAAUUGUGAAUAAUAUUUAGCUAAAAUUUCGAAAUAUAAAUGCUGUUGUCAAGUAAACAACUGUAAUGUAAGUUAAAGUACGAGGCUAUUUUGUUAAUGACAUCAUUACUGAUAUAGAGAGUUAGAUAUAAAGUUGCAUUUUUCAUCUAUCAGAUACCUAAGAAGAUUUCGACUGUUUAAUUCCCGAAAACUUCGAUCAUAAGAUGAAGUCUGUAGCUGUGAUCGGAGCCGGGGUGAGCGGAUUGACGUCCAUAAAAUCGUGUUUAGAAGAAGGAUUAGAUGUAACCUGUUACGAAAAAUCAGAAAAUUAUGGUGGAUUAUGGCGCUAUAGAGACGAAGGAGUAUCGGUGGCAAAAAACACUGUUAUGAACACUAGCAAAGAUAUUGGUGCAUUCAGCGAUUUCCCUCCUCCUAAAGAGUUUCCUCAAUAUAUGCCUCAUCAGACUAUGAUAAAAUAUUUGGAAAUGUACGCAGAAAAAUUUCAACUAAAUUCGAAAAUUCGUCAUAAUCACGAGGUCUUAGAAAUCAAAAAAGAAGAGGAUUACGAAGAAACAGGAAGAUGGAAAUUGCGAGUAAUGAAUAAAAAUACAAAAGAGAUAUUUGAGAAAUCAUUUGAUGGCGUUAUGAUCUGUACGGGUCAUCACGAUUUUCCUCAUAUUCCACCGUUUCCUGGGUUGGAGAAUUUUAAAGGACGUGUUGUCCAUACAAGAAAUUACAAAUCUGCAGAAGGAUGUGAAGAUAAACCAGUUCUUAUUAUAGGUAUAGGCAACAGCGGAGCAGAUGCUGCGGUUGAUAUGAGUGAGACGGCGAAAAUCUUUUGAAAUUCUGGGAUGCAAUGCAUUAUUUUAACAAGUCAUCGGGAGAAUAAUUGAUUUCAGGAAUAAUUCUUACAAUAA
Molecule: messenger RNA, 1089 nt
Organism: Centruroides sculpturatus (bark scorpion)
Lineage: Eukaryota; Metazoa; Arthropoda; Arachnida; Scorpiones; Buthidae
Product: dimethylaniline monooxygenase [N-oxide-forming] 5-like
Exons: 3
Coding region: 397-1014 (205 amino acids)
Molecular function (GO): N,N-dimethylaniline monooxygenase activity; flavin adenine dinucleotide binding; NADP binding
Source: RefSeq, a predicted model, not a curated record